CCAAGUUCGACGAUUGAAUGCCAACACCGACACGCGUUCUACUCGAAAAGUUGCAGGAACUGCGAACGAGACAAAACGUCACCACCACCACUACGACUCACGAUACAAAGGCUUGUGUUGGGGGAAAGGACCGCACGGAUGUAGCCCCCCGGCCAGUAGAGCCACGACAUGUCUCUGCCCUCGGCUCUCUACGGGCAGCCUCCCAACACGGUGGACGACUACUUCAUCGUCAAGGGACUGUAUCGAGCACUCGACAUUGAAGAUGCAGAACCCAUGGCAGGGUUCUUCUUCGCGCCACAUCCGCCGCCCGGUGCCGUGCGGGAGACGCGGGUUCUGGCUGUCAUCAUCGGCUGCGUCUUUGUCAUUCUUGGCAUCAUCAUCCCGACCACCGCCAGGCUAGUCCUGCGCGCACGGAGGAGCUCAGUUCUAUGUUUCGGGUGGGAUGACUGGACCAUACUACUAGCUGCAAUCACAGCACUCAGCUAUCCUAUUACACAUAUCAUCCUGCCUCUGGUAGGCGCAACUUGCAGGCACGUGUGGGACAUGACAUAUCAAGAGAUCAACUACGGAUCCUAUGGCGGCGCGGCCACCCGAACAAUCUACUAUGUCGCCGUUGGGCUCAUCAAGCUGUCCAUCGCUCUAUUCGUGCGACGAAUGGCGCACCACGCCUCGCGCCGAUGGCAGAUCCUCAUCGACGUCUUCAUCGUCACGGUGAUCGCGUACAUCCUCGUGACCCUGUUCUGGAACGUCUUCAGCUGCAACCCGGCGCCGGCGCAGUGGGAUCUCGCCUUUCGAGGUCGGGCCGCGAUUCCGCCCGUCUGCGGAGACGUCGCGUUGCGGAGCCAUAUACUCGGUGGUGUUCACGUCGGGCAGGGCAUCAUCCUGCUGGCUAUCCCCAUAGUCGUGCUGUUGAAAUUCCAGCUCGAUACGGCCAAGAAGAUCAGGCUGUAUAUCGUCUGGAUCGUUGGCGCGGUGCAAGUUGCGAGCGCUUUACUGAGGGAGCUGCGCCCGAGCACGUCGAAGGACACCAGCUGGGACUAUACGGAGAUAUUGAUCUGGACUUCGAUCGAUUUGACUCUGGGUAUCCUUUUGGCGUCGCUGCCAGUCAUGGACGGCUUGCUUGCGGGCAACUGGCACAAGACGGCCACAGGGAUGGCCAGCGACAUCAUGUCCCCCCAGAGGUCGCGCAAUAACAGCGACCCGAAGCAGCAGCAGCCGACAAAGGGCGGCGGCACGACGACAGUCUACACGACGCGGCAGAAGAACCGGUCCCUGCGCAACAUCGGCACCACGCUCGGCGGCGGCGGUGGAGGCUCCAGCAGGCUCAAGAGGACCGAGUCGAGCGAGAGCAUAAUGCAGGGCGAGAGGAGGUCCGAGGAUGCGGCGAUGGAGAUGGGCAUCCUGCGCACGCAGGAGAUCCGCGUCUUAUACUCAAUGGCGGCAGAGCGCGCCCGAGCCGAAGCCGGAUCAGGCACCGCCGGCCUUGACGAGGAAGAUUUCCUCUAG
Messenger RNA from Microdochium trichocladiopsis, 1506 nucleotides. RefSeq lists its product as uncharacterized. The coding region runs from base 169 to 1506 and encodes 445 amino acids. Lineage: Eukaryota; Fungi; Ascomycota; Sordariomycetes; Xylariales; Microdochiaceae. The record is from RefSeq and is a predicted model, not a curated record. The transcript is spliced from 3 exons.